UACAGAUGACUGUUAAUAGAUCAGUCACGGAAGACUUUUGUCCCAGCAUUGUCUUAAACCUCAUCGUUACUGAACCUCGCCAGAGUUUAAAUGAAAGAUUGUGCAAUGUUCUUAUGUGGUCCCCUCUCUCCUCCUACACAGUCUUACCCAAGCAAAAUGGAAGGGUUGCCAUUGUGACUGGGGGUACCAGAGGAAUUGGUUUUGAAACAGCAAGACACCUGGCAAGCCUUGGCAUGCAUGUUAUCAUAGCUGGGAAUGAGAGAGAAGAAGGUGCAGCAGCUGUUAGGAAGAUUCACGAAGAAGGGACCGAAGGAACCGCUGAGUUUGUCUUCGUGGACAUGACAUCACUGAAAUCUGUGCGACACUUUGUGCGGUUGUUCAGAGACAGAGGUCUACCCCUCCAUGUCCUGGUUAAUAACGCUGGGACCAUGAUGGUUCCUGACAGACAGACAGAGGAUGGCUUUGAGUACCACUUGGGCCUCAAUUACCUGAGCCACUUCCUGCUGACCAACUUGUUGCUUGAUCUGCUGAAGAGGUCAGGAAAACCGGGCUGCUGCUCUAGAAUCAUCAACAUGUCCUCUGCUACACAUUACGCAGGAGUCAUAGACAUGGAGGACUUAAACAGGAGGAUCCAGUACAGUUCCCAUGGUGCUUACUCCCAAAGCAAACUGGGUCUGGUCCUGUUCACCUACUACCUGCAGGAGCAGCUGACUGCCAGCAGCUGCUCUGUGACUGUGAAUGCUGUGGACCCGGGAAUGGUGGACACGGCGCUGUACGAUAACCUGUGGACUCUGGUGCAGCUGCUCAAGAAGCCAGUAGCCAAGAUAUUGUUCAGGACUCCAGCAGAGGGAGCCUCUACAGCCGUCUAUGCUGCAGCUGCUUCUGAGAUGGAGGGGGUGGGUAGCUGUUACCUGUACAACGGCCAGAAGACGCAGUCUGCGGGUGUUUCCUACGACUCUGAACUACAGGCCAAGCUGUGGAAAAAGAGCUGCCAGCUGGUGGGUCUGCAGGAGGCCUGACCCACCAGCUGACCUUAAGGCUGGAUACUUCUGCAUCCUCAGUCCUCACUGGGACAAUCUUAUCUAACAAUGUUUCAGAAGCCAAACAUUUCAAAGUUUUGCAACAAUAUGCUUGAUUUCAUAUAUAACUUUUACUCAUAUGGACGUGUUCAUUGUGUUAUGAUUUUAACCACCUGUAUUUGAACUUUACCUGACAAAAAAGAUAACUAUACCAAAGGAGCAAUUACAUCCACGGCCUGUGGUAGACCCGAGCUCAUGGCCCAUCAUAUGUACCAGACAUCACAUGUGCCUGUUUUUAAACCACACCUUAAUAUGAUUAAUAUUCCACACAAAGACAGACGUAGAAAGGUCUGAGCUCACAUGAAGCCUUCGUGCCGUAGCUUUACCUGUUCAUGCCUGUAAAUGACUUCUGAUUUAUUCUUCACUUUAUAUUUCACUGUGUGCUAUGAUGUUGCUGCUAAAGGAGCAAAGCGUGCCUCAGGAGUGAUGUAUGCUUUAUCAGUUUUAUUUAUCUAGCACCAAAUCACAACAACACUCACUUUAAGGCGCUGAAAUGACUGGAGCUGGAGGUGGAGCUGGAGGUGGAGCUGGAGGUGGAGCUGGAGGUGGAG
Messenger RNA from Pundamilia nyererei, 1630 nucleotides. RefSeq names its product dehydrogenase/reductase (SDR family) X-linked (gene dhrsx). Lineage: Eukaryota; Metazoa; Chordata; Actinopteri; Cichliformes; Cichlidae. The record is from RefSeq and is a predicted model, not a curated record. The transcript is spliced from 6 exons. Bases 6 to 1019 code for a protein of 337 amino acids.